AACGCUGUGUGGGUUGAGGACGUCCAGCGUGUGUAAACGUCCUUUCUUCUUCAUUCCUGUCCCGUGAGCUGUGUAGACCAUAUUCCAAUGGCUCAACUCCAAGAAAUGCUGCAGCUGUGGAUGGCACUGUGCCUCAUGUGGCAAGGUGCACACAGCUUCAUGGUCCACAAUGCUGUGGAAAGCCUGUGUCUGGAGGACUCUCUCAGGGAUGCUGGAGUUCAGUUAAGGAGAUGCAGUCUGGACUCAGAGCUUCAGCAGUGGCUGUGGACAGAGAGGUGGUUCCUCCUGAAUGUGGGCACACACAGGUGUCUGUCUGGCCUCCAGGAUGACCCUAUCCAGACAGUGGAAUGUGAUGGUGGAGACCACCUGCAGUGGCAGUGUACGAACCACAGGCUGAUCAGUGUGAAUCGUUCUCUGGAGCUGAGUGCACAGACAGGAAGGCUGAGUCUCACCAGCAGAGGAAUAAACACCAGGUGGAAGUCCCUGGAUGAGGGAGACAUAUGUCAGGAGAAGCUCAGAUCCAGACGGCAGAGUGAGCCCGGUGAGUUUGAGUUUUCAGAAGAAGACAGGGCCCACAUGCCCCACACCAUGACUGAAGAACAGAGGGAGUUCCUUAAGUGGUUCUACCGCACUGAAGACUCAACUCUGUGGGUGUUUUCCAUGCUGGUCUUGUCAUUCCUGGCUCUACUGCUGGGCUGUGUGCUCCUGGUCAUGGGUGUAAUGGGUAACAGAAAUAGGAGGAAUAUAGCCAAAUACAAGGCUUCCGCUUCUGCAGUAUCCACUCCAAUGAAAGUGGAGAUGGAGGAGCUUCAGAUCAUCACUCACACCAAGGACGAAAACCACUCAUACACUGCACCGAUGCAGGACAGUCACCUGGAGAACAACGAGUCAACAGGGGGUGCUAAUGAGACAGAGGCCCUGAAGCCUGGGGAGAUUAUUGUCUCCUGGAAGGAUGGAAAUGUCUCUAAUCUGUACCCUGAAUCUCUGGAGGACAGAGUGGAUGAGAACGUACAGCAGUGAUACAUGGACCAAAUAUUCUAACUUUAAUAUAUACACCAAUCAGCUUUAGCAUUAAAACAACCUGCCUAAUACUGUGUACAUUUUAAUUUGGAGGGUAAACAUAAAGCCGUGUUUUCAAAAGCUAUAAAUGACAUACAAGGGUUGGACAAUGAAACUGAAACACCUGGUUUUAGACCACAAUAAUUUAUUGUCCCGACGGACAGUUCUGGUGGAAACAGGAGAGUUGAGGUGCACAUUGAAUUCUGCCAUGAUUUGGGCAGCCGUGGUUUUAUGUUUUUUGGAUACAAUCUGGGUCAGCACCCGAACAUCCUUUUAGACAGCUUCCUCAUACAGCGUCCACAGUUAAUCCUGUUGGAUGUGGUUGGUCCUUCUUGGUGAUAUGCUGACAUUACCCUGGAUACCGUGGCUCUUGAUGCAUCACAAAGACUUGCUGUCUUGGUCACAGAUGCGCCAGCAAGACGCGCACCAACAAUUUGUCCUCUUUUUAAUACUGGUAUGUCACACAUAUUGUUGUGUGCAUUGCAAUAUUUUGAGCAAAACCGUGCUCUUACCCUGCUAAUUGAACCUUCACACUCUGCUCUUACUGGUGCAAUGUGCAAUUAAUGAAGAUUGGCCACCAGGCUGCUCCAAUCUAGCCAUGAAACCUCCCACACUACAACGACAGGUGUUUCAGUUUCAUUGUCCAACCCCUCACAUUCUGUUUCAUUUCUGGAAUAUAUAGUCAUGAUCCUGAUGUGGAGGGAUGGAAAUUGUAAGACUGUAAGGCUCUAUUUUAGUGAUCUGUUGGUGAGCCAUCAACCAUGAACCACACAGCUUGAUUUAAUACUUAAUAAUAAUACUUAUAUUUCUGCGCUGAACCAGUGAGAGUGCGGUACGCAGCAGAGUGAGUUUAUACUUGAGUUUAAACCGCAAAGGCAGGAAUGUGAGGCUCUGCAGACCAAUCACACCUGCAGCUUUCUUUCACGCGACGCAUAGUCACAUUUCUCAUACAACGUAGGAUACAGAGUAGAAUCUUCAUCUACAUGCAGGGUAUGCAGAGGCUACGAUGUAGUUUUGAUGCAGAAGAAUAAAUUCACCAUGUCAGUGUGUCUUUGCAAUCUUAACAAUGGGAAAAGUACACCUUAGGCAGCUUGAAAUGCACAGAAGGCAUGGACUAAUUCUCUUAAUUAAUCAUGGGGUCUUUUAGGUGUAAUGGGAAAUAAACCAGUGUGUUACUUUCCAUUCCCUUUAAGAGCCAAGAGAGCUCUGACUUUGGCGCAUUGCUAUUUCAGGGGCACAGCUAUUUGCAUGUGUCACUCUGUUUAUUGUUGAUGUAAAAGUUUGCAUAACUGCCAACAGGCACACACCAUGGGUUUGUGCACUGCUGCCUGUCUGUGUGUAGAUAACAAGUGAGGGUGUACAUGUUCUGGGGACUCAUCUAUUGACAAUUCACUGCCAAGGUAGCAAUGAACGUCUGACUGUUGACGUCUGCCUAGGUUAAUUUCUGCCUCAGUCAGUGGAGCACCUGUGCUAGCGGUACACCAGAAUUUAGCCAAACACAUCUCAAUUCUACACCACUACACCCAUAUAUGUAUUAAAAUACCUAUAUUAAAAUACAUAUAUUAAAAUACCUUUAAUAUUCACAAGGUCCAAGGGUGGCGCCUUGUGCAGGGUGGAAGAUAGCACCCUUGGACUGACAUACAUAUUGGCGUCUCAGCAAAACUGCUAAUAUACACUACUCUGUUUGUUUGGAACACACAUUCUUUUUGUUUUAUACACAAUAAUAAUUUAUACAAUGAUUGAAACAUGUUAAACUACACAUAAUGCUAAAUUUUUACUUGUUUUACUCAAUAUUUUAAGUAUUUUGGAAAUGACAAAAUGUAUUAAAUUAUGGUGAGUUUA
Molecule: messenger RNA, 2901 nt
Organism: Astyanax mexicanus (Mexican tetra)
Lineage: Eukaryota; Metazoa; Chordata; Actinopteri; Characiformes; Acestrorhamphidae
Product: Solute carrier family 51 subunit beta
Exons: 6
Coding region: 88-1020 (310 amino acids)
Biological process (GO): bile acid and bile salt transport
Cellular component (GO): plasma membrane
Molecular function (GO): transmembrane transporter activity; protein heterodimerization activity
Source: RefSeq, a predicted model, not a curated record